Molecule: messenger RNA, 1571 nt
Organism: Vigna angularis (adzuki bean)
Lineage: Eukaryota; Viridiplantae; Streptophyta; Magnoliopsida; Fabales; Fabaceae
Product: ethylene-responsive transcription factor ERF024-like
Exons: 1
Coding region: 682-1260 (192 amino acids)
Biological process (GO): regulation of DNA-templated transcription
Molecular function (GO): DNA-binding transcription factor activity; DNA binding
Source: RefSeq, a predicted model, not a curated record
CUACAAAUGGCAGCAUACAUAUAGCAUAGUAAAAUGGUAAAACAUGUUCGGAAAACAUGUGCUGAGGAAGAAAAAGUUCGUAAAGCCUUCCAAAUUCUCAUAGCAAGGCAGCAGCAGGAGGAGAAACCCUACCUAAUUGGUGGGACAAAAUAAACGAAGGGUAACUAAGAAAACCAUAACCUCGCUCGGCUGAUAAAAUUUAGCCACUGAAAAAUCCAUGUCAGCACUCUUAUAUUGCGUUAUAGAUAAUAGUAAUAAGAUGGAAUUUUACGUUCUCUCCAACAUAUCAAAAUCCCUGUUGAAAAAAACGAAGAAUGGUGGUUAGUGAUGUGCAUUUAUAUCGAUUGACAGACAAAGUGCAUUAUCACUGUUGAUAAUUUUGACGUGGUUUUAAGGGGAGCUGCAAGCAGCUAAUACCUUGAUUUUUUGAUUUUUAUUUUAUAAUUUUGCUAAAACGCUCUCCAACUCCAACCCAGUUAUCCAACAUCACCAAGCUGGCUUACACCCUAAUCCUUCACACACCGUAGUUCAUCAACAACUGGUUUGCACUCCCAUCUCAGAACUCCUUCUCCAGCCAUCGCAAUUCUAACCCCAAUAAAUGGCUCCCCUCAACUGCCAACUGCCAUCAUCCAAGUUCUUCCACCUUCACCUCAGAUAUCCCUUAGCCUUCACAUCACCACCAUGCGUUCCAGCAACGGUACCACAUGUGCUGCAUCAAGCACCGGAGCCUCUAACGGUAACACAGGGCGCCACCCUGUGUACCGUGGAGUGAGGCGUAGGAGCAGUGGAAAAUGGGUUUCUGAAAUCCGUGAGCCCAGAAAACCUAACAGGAUUUGGUUAGGGACAUUUGCCACCCCUGAAAUGGCGGCUAUUGCCUAUGACGUGGCAGCGCUUGCUCUUAAGGGGAAGGAUGCCGAACUCAACUUCCCUGACUCCGCCUCUUCUCUUCCCGUUCCUGCUUCAUCCGCUGCUCGUGACAUUCAGAUGGCUGCUGCCAGUGCUGCAGCCGCCGUCGGAGCAGCUAAUGAUGCACUGAGUGAAGGAAGCCGAGGAGGGAAUCUUUCGGUUUCAAUGGCACAAGAGUUUCCAGGGGGAAACUUAAACCACUUCGUGGAUGAUGACUUGAUCUUUGACAUGCCGAAUAUUCUGGUCAACAUGGCUGAAGGAAUGCUACUCAGCCCUCCUCGUUUUGACAAUUUUUCUGCUACAGAUUAUGACUACAUGGAUGAAAAUCCUAAUCUCUGGGGCUUCCCUUACUAGUUAGUUACUAUCCAUCAGAUGGUAAAUAACCUUUUAUACUAAUAAUGCAAAAAUCUUAAUAAGGAAAAAGGUAAGUAAGAUAUAAUAAUGAAUUAUGGGAGAAGCCUUAUAUCCAGUCUUUGCUUAGACACCAGGAAAGGUAGUGUGUGGAAAGUGUAUCUUUCUUAGUCUCUUUCCAUUUCGUUUUUCUUUUCUUUUCCUUGUGUACAGUACCACCUUCUGGUUAUACUGAGGUUUGCUGCUGUUUCACCUCGAAUCUAUGUAUAUGUAAUGUUUAUGUAACAUGUUAAUUAAAUAAUCUAUUUUUUUUC